CCCUUAAACCCCUCCCUUCUGGGCUCACUUUCUUUAGGGAGAAAUCAAGUUUACUAAAGUUGUGAGUGGUUUAUACGUGAGUUUUAGGCCGUAACUUUAAGAAUGAUUAGGGAUGUACUUGAGGAAAUCUUGUCGAACUGAGUGUUGGUGAAAAACCCCAUUGAUUUUUUAGGUUUUAUCAAUAACCAGUGCACAAUAUUCAGGUUGAAAAACGAUAGUGAAAAUAACUUCACACUCCUCUCUCUUGAAGUAGUCUGCAUGUUAUUUUCAAAAUAGUGAAACGAGGAAGGGCGGCUCUUCCCGGAGUUCGACACUCAUUAAUUACAGGCUGGCCGGAUGGUUGUGAUCGAAUUUGACCUACCCCGAUCCGUCUCUCUCUCCGCACUGGACGAAAACAAUGUGACCCUCAAAGAUUCCCCCGAAAAUGGGGGACAGGAAUCCAACAAGAUGGUUCCUAGAGCUACACUUAUCUGCCGACCAAAUUCACAUCCUUUCCAGGAGAGAAAUCUCAGCCUGGAGAGUGCCAUGAAAGUUGGGCGGUCAGUGGCUAGAGUGAAGCCUGCUGUUAACAAUGCCAUAUUUGAUUGUAAAGUAUUAUCUAGGAAUCAUGCAUUGUUGUGGUAUAAAGAUGGAAAGUUUUAUUUACAAGACACCAAAAGUAGCAAUGGAACAUUUGUGAACAAUCAAAGAUUAAGUAAGGGAUCUGAGGAAUCAGUACCAAGAGAAGUGUGCUCUGGUGAUAUAGUACAGUUUGGGGUAGAUGUUAUGGAAAAUUCAAGAAAAGUUACUCAUGGUUGUAUUGUAGCUACUGUAAAGUUAUAUUUACCUGAUGGCAAAGAAGCCAAAGCCAGUCCUUCAACAGGCAUCCAAGAAGAAGAAGAUAGUUGUGAACUUGGCAAACAAGAUCUCUACCAACUCAACCAAUGGAUACAGGAAGCGGUUAUUCGAGAACAAGUUUUAGAAACGAAAUUAGGAUCCUUGCAGCGUAUUGUGAGCGCUACGCGUGAAGCAGCUGAAAUGGGCUGGACAGCAUUGAUGGAGGAAGACAGACUAUUAACUCGGAUAGAAUCGCUUGAAAAUCAACUUGUCGUUUCAUCGAAAAACUUUCACGAGGAUAAACUACGAGAGGAGAUCCGAAAGUUGUAUGACGAGAAAAACAUUUAUCAGGAUGUUUCUAAAGAAUCUUUGCGGAAAGUGCUCACGGAAAAGAUGGAGAUUAAAAAAUUGCAGGAAACCGAACGAUCGUUGAGUAAUGCCGAAGACGAACGCGACAAUAUGAAAGAAUUAAAUGAUAAGUUGAAUGAACAAAUAUUAGAACUGGCUGAGAAAUUCGAAAAGGAAUCAGACGAGUUACAAUCGUGCAAGAGAAAAUUGCAGGAGGCAGACAACCAACAACUUCGUCAUGAACAGGAAAUGCAGUCGCGACAAGACGCACUUCGUGAAGCUCAAGAAAAAGAAACGGUUCUUUUAGCCCAGGUGGAGAGCAGGCAGGCGGAAAUCGAUUUCACCAAAGAGCAGCUCGCAAAUCUAAGACUACGUCUUGAUUCAAUGAAAGUAGCAGAAGAACUAAAGAAAGAUGAAAAUGAAAUCGGCGGAGAUGAAGUUGAAGAUAAGAGUAACAAUGUCAAAGAAAAUCAAACUGAAACGUUGAGACAACGUGUGGUCCAACUUGAGUCACAACUUAAAACAUCACUCGCAAAAAAUCUGAAUGGAGAAUUCGUCCCAGAUCCUAUUGGAUACAAGUCAAAAGAAGUUGAUCGUCUACAAGGUCGAUGCACGUGGGAUUGUUAUCUUUACCGCAGGCAAUUGGCAUGUUGUAGUGUAAUUUUAAAAGAGCUUUUGGAAGAAACGCGCGCCAAGUGCCGAGUACUCGAGUCAGAAGUUGAGAGGCGGCAGCUGGAGGCACAGGAUGGCUGGUCCGCUGCUGCUCACCUACAACAAUACUUUAGAAAUCUGCACAAUAUUCUCAAAGGCUCGUCCGAGCAAGAUGAGGAAUUCACCGAUGAACCGUCCGCGCUGGCUGAGCUCGUCCGUACCAGUAUCGUUUCACUAAACAAUGAGUACCAAGAACUUCGAGAAACAAAUGCGAAAAACAAGGACCUCAUUUCGUUACUGACACUGCGGCUGAGCAAUUACGAGAAGGAAGAGCAGCGUGCACAACACACUGCUAACCAAAAAGGUCUGACGUCCGAGAUGGAAUAUCUCAGGGAUGAAGUCGCUAUCCUCACCAUCCAAUUAAAAGAGAUGGAAGUGUCCAGGAUAGAACAAAUCGAGGAACGCCAGAAAUGGCAGCGGGCCUACCAAUCGCUUGCGCUCAGCGUCGAGAAUCGAGACAGUGGUGUGGCCAGCGGAUUUAGCAGUCCAGUCAAUAAUCCCCCUAGCUCCCGUGAUCCUGAAAUGAGAGAUUCAGGCAUUCGGGAACUGAAUUCGGCUGACGACCUUAUUGCCGAUGAAUCCACAACCACUCAGCAGUUGUCUGAGGUACAGAGGGAACUUGAAACAUUAAAGCGCCACUACGAUAAUGUACAAAGCGAGAAAAAACAACUGGAGGAGGAAUUUUCCCAGUUAAAGGACAAUUACUCAUUGCUAUCUUCUCAGUCGAAAACGGCGACGGCGUUAUGUCUUAUGCCCUUGCUCGUACUCUUCAUCUCGUUCUUCCUGGCCUUCUACCGCUUCUUCUCACGGUUGACGGCCACCUUCGAACCCUGAGAGAUUAGUCGGACAACAGGAAGAAAGAGACAAUAACACAGCAAACAUCAUCAAUUGUUAUUUCCUGUCCCAUCUUGUCGUUGAAAGCUCUUUUUAUUUUUUGUCCCCACUUUAUUCUUCCUACGCAAAUGGCGGAAUAAGCAGACAAUGUGCUUUUCGUUUCUUUCUCUCUUUUGGAACAUUUUGCUAGCAGCAGCAGCUUUUUAUUUUACCAAGUGCCAUCAAUAUGACAAAAGAGUGAUGUCAUAACUAGUGUGUGUGUUUUCGUCAGCGCUACAGAAAAUGGCUUAGUCUCCUUUCUGUGUGUAACACGUACAACGUCGAUGGGGGAGGGUGAGGACGAAGAGCCGGAAUCCUCCACCUGAACCUAACAGGACCUGUGCAGAGUUAUUUUUUCUUUUCAUUUAGCUAUGUCUCUAUCUAUGGUUUCCCACUGUCACACAAAAAUACGCACCCCUCCGAAGAAUGUUGUUCCUCUUGUUUGUUUUUUUUUUUCAAUUGCAUAGUUUUACGGCAUAGUUGGGGGUGCAAUAAUAGGCUCCCGAAUGAAAUUUCCUUUUUCUUUCUUGCGUUCUACCUCUUGUCUAUCCACGAGCUCAUUAUCGCCGAUAUCUUUCUCUUAUACGUGUGAGAAAAAAGUAUAAAUUUCGUCAACGACAUUCAUUUCAGCUUCGCGCGUCUUCGAUUUGAUAAAAGAAACAAGGAGAGGAUCGUAUAUAUUAUUGAUUGAUGGAUCACUGAUUUAUUCUGUGCUACUCCCUUUCUUUCUCCUUCUUCCGGGCUUUGGCAACAUGGAGACGGAACCAUGAAAAUUCCGCUACACUGAUGCAGACUCUGGAGCAGGAGUUGAUUUUUAUUUCCCCCUCCAAACUGAUAACAAACAAACAUGUUCUUUGUUUUGUAGUCUAGUCUUCAACGGAUAUUGUACACACCCCAUCACUUCUUUCUUUACCCCACCUGUCUCGAUGCCCUGUGUCCUGUUAUUUAACUCGUACUUUAAAUCAGAAAACAAAAUUAGAGAAAGAGCAAAAAAAAAACAAAACAACUAACAAGACAAUACAAUACUUUGUUUUUUGUU
Molecule: messenger RNA, 3787 nt
Organism: Daphnia magna
Lineage: Eukaryota; Metazoa; Arthropoda; Branchiopoda; Diplostraca; Daphniidae
Product: sarcolemmal membrane-associated protein
Molecular function (GO): protein binding
Source: RefSeq, a predicted model, not a curated record